Molecule: messenger RNA, 2390 nt
Organism: Loxodonta africana (African savanna elephant)
Lineage: Eukaryota; Metazoa; Chordata; Mammalia; Proboscidea; Elephantidae
Gene: NGFR
Product: nerve growth factor receptor
Exons: 4
Coding region: 65-1198 (377 amino acids)
Biological process (GO): Rho protein signal transduction
Cellular component (GO): plasma membrane; cell surface
Molecular function (GO): death receptor activity; nerve growth factor binding; coreceptor activity
Source: RefSeq, a predicted model, not a curated record
GGAGGAGAAGAGGGGGGACUCCAGCCCCUGAAGGGCUCACUGGCGUCCCUGGUAGAGAUGCCCAAUGGGCAGGUGGCUAAAUAGUGGGCCUGCUGCUUCCUCAUCUGUCCUUCUGCCCUCAGGUGUGACGUUCUCCGAUGUGGUGAGCGCCACAGAGCCGUGCAAGCCGUGCACGGAGUGCGUGGGCCUGCAGAGCAUGUCUGCGCCGUGCGUGGAGGCAGACGACGCUGUGUGCCGCUGCGCCUACGGCUAUUACCAGGACGAGACUACAGGUCGCUGUGAGGCGUGCCAAGUGUGCGAGGCGGGCUCAGGCCUCGUGUACUCGUGCCAAGACAAGCAGAACACCGUAUGCGAAGAGUGCCCCGACGGCACGUACUCUGAUGAGGCCAACCACGUGGACCCGUGCCUGCCCUGCACCGUGUGCGAGGACACCGAGCGCCAGCUGCGCGAGUGCACGCGCUGGGCAGACGCUGAGUGCGAGGAGAUCCCUGGCCGUUGGAUUACACGGGCCACGCCCCCAGAGGGUUCAGACAGUCCAGCCCCCAGCACCCAGGAGCCUGAGGGACCUCCGGAAUUAGACGUCGUAGCCAGCGCUGUGGCAGAUGUGGUGACCACAGUGAUGGGCAGCUCCCAGCCCGUGGUGACCAGAGGCACCACCGACAACCUCAUCCCUGUCUAUUGCUCCAUCUUGGCUGCUGUGGUUGUGGGUCUCGUGGCAUAUAUUGCCUUCAAGAGGUGGAACAGCUGCAAGCAGAACAAGCAAGGAGCCAACAGCCGGCCGGUGAACCAGACGCCCCCACCCGAGGGUGAAAAACUCCACAGCGACAGCGGCAUCUCUGUGGAUAGCCAGAGCCUGCAUGACCAGCAGCCCCACACGCAGACGGCAGCAGGCCAGGCCCUCAAGGGUGAUGGAGGCCUCUACAGCAGCCUGCCCCCGGCCAAGCGAGAGGAGGUGGAGAAGCUGCUCAACGGCUCUGCAGGGGAUACCUGGAGGAACCUGGCGGGCGAGCUGGGCUACCAGCCUGAGCACAUAGACUCCUUCACCCAUGAGGCCUGCCCUGUCCACGCCCUGCUCACCAGCUGGGCCGCCCAGGACAGCGCGACACUUGACGCCCUCCUGGCCGCCCUGCGUCGCAUCCAGCGUGCCGACAUUGUCGAGAGCCUGUGCAGCGAGUCCACGGCCACGUCCCCCGUGUGAGCCGACCGGAGCCCCCACCCUGCCCCUACAUUCCGACAACUGAUGCUCCAGCCAUCCCCCCAUGGAGCCGCCCUGGACAGGCGGCCUGCCAGAGCCCAGCUCCUCUUGGCACGGCCUGAAGCCCAGGCCCCCACAGCCCUGUUGCUGCUCCCUGUGCGGCCCCUUCGCUUCUGACUGAACUCCCUCUCCGGCGAAAGAAGUGCCCCGCCGCCUCCUCCUCCACACCCACCCUGCCCCAUCACCGUCUGGGCCUUCUACUACCUUCCCUCCACUUGCCUAGGUGGGCCAGCCUCCCCCCACCCUAGCCGGUGUCAAAUCUGGGGCUGACACACACCAGUAAUGGUGUUGGGCCUGUGACAAGGCCCUGGAGACUCAGAGGGAGAGGCCAAGGAGCCAGAGCCAUGGACUCUACACUGUGAACUUAGAGAGAGGGCCUAAACCCUUCCUCAGGCCCCUCACCCCUCCCCUCUGGCCUGAGCAGAUGAGGCUCAGAGGCCCCUCAGGGCUGGAGGAUUUUGAAAUCUAGUCCACCCCGCUCAUUUUACAUACAGGGUGGUGAGGCCCAGAGAGAGGCAGUGACUUUCUCAAGGUCACCCAGCAAUGCAGAGGCUGAGUGUGGGCUGGCACCCUCCUCUCUGAAGGAGGGGCUCAGGCCUCAGGUUUAUCUAAGGGCUGAGGGAGAGGGCCCAGCGACCCUCUGGGAAAUGUCUCUAAGCCCAGUGGCCUCUGUCCUCCAUGUACUCCAGGCCUGUCCUGACCCCUGUGGAAGUGGGAUGCUUUGGCCAGGGUCUGGAUCAUUAAUCCAUCAUGAUCUGAUUAAGGUUUGGGGUUUGUGGAAUGGGGUACUGCUCCCCUCUAGGCACGUCAAUAUGGCAUUGGGGGGGAGUCAGAGAAAAGGUCAUGUGGUCCCAGUCUGUUGCUGCCCUCAGCCCUGGCCUAGACCCAAAGCCAACACGGGCAGCAUCUUCCCCUUGAAUCAGCCCCGGGGGUCAGGGACUAAGCCCCCCUACCCCCAUCCGUGCAACACACACACAGGAUGAGAAAUCUUGCUUUCCUCCACCCAUUCCUUCUCUUGGGCUGUGACCGGAUACUGCCCGGGGCAGCUGCCAGAGAAGCAAGGGAGGGAAUUAAACUCUGUUCUCAGUCUUCCUUCGCCCCCGAGUUUGGCGGGCCAAGGACUGCUGAGGCUGGA